CGCCAUCCUACGUGGCUCUCUCUCCCUCUCUCUCUCUCUCUCUCUUUCUCUCUCUCUCAUGAUCAGAAAUUUCCUGGAACGCGGCCACCCCAACCAGGAACCCACCUCCGCAUAUCCCUCACCCUAUAUAUCACACAAUCUUCUUCCCCUUUCAGAUCUCUGCCUCUGUUGAAUAUCUCUGCAGCCUCCCCUCGGCUCCGAACAACGAACCCCACCCGCCACCUCUUUCACGCGCAAUUCAAUAUAUAUACAGUAUUUCAGACUUCAGAUAGAUAGAGAGAGAUAAUGGGGAACUGUUGUGGGCGAGAAUCAUCGGCUGUAUGGGCCGGAGAUGACUGGGAGUCGCCGGAACCAGAUAACGAGGGCCCUGAAUAUCGCCGGAGCUUGUCCAACAGCAGAAACCAAGCUGAGAAAGAGAAGCUCCUCGGAGAUUUUAAUAAUGCUAGUACUACCGGCAGGCUCACUUCAUCAUCCUCUUCUUCUUCUUCUUCUUCUUCUUCGUGUGGUACGAGGGAGGUGAAGAUAAAGAUCUCGAGAAAGAAGCUGGAGGAGCUGGUGGGAAGCGGGGACGCGGAGGGGUUAUCGCCGGACCAAGUUCUGGCCCGGCUUGUCAGCUCCGGCGGCGACCCCGGUGAGAUGAUGCUCCAGCAGCGGUCGUGGAGGCCGGCUCUGCAAAGCAUUCCGGAGGUCAAUUAAGUGAUGGCCCGAUCCCACCCUGACUCCGAGAUGAGGUCUCUCCGAUGAGUACACGUCAAGGUUCAUGCGCACAAAUUCUCCAACGUGUUACCGGCGCACGUUAUCAUUACUCGCUCUAUAUAUAUAUCAGGAAAUUACUGAGUUGUCACCAGCCCACAUGGCCCGCGUGGCAGGAUCAGAGCGAAUGUGAUCAUGUUUGAACCACUUUGACAAUGAUCAUAAAUGUUUGGGCUAUAACACUCUCUUAUAUAAUAUUUUAUAGGUAUUUUUUUAAGUUUUCAUAAGCACAUUUAAUAUAUCGGCUACAAAAAAACUCCAUCUCUUUCUCAUAAAUAUUAUCCUCGAGCAUCUAGUUAACAUAGAUGGUAAGAUGUACUUGUCAAGAAGUUUGUUAUUAUUUUUUAUUUUAAUAGUGUAUAAAUGAGAGCUAUAUGUAGGAUGGUGAAAAAUCAGGCAUAUAAUUUUUGUUUGUUUUUCUUUUUUGAAUGAAUAGGAAUGUAAAUUUUGUUAUAUGUAAGUAGAUUACAGUCAAUGUACAAAUAUUUUUAUAUAUUCUUAUCAUUGCAUUAA
Molecule: messenger RNA, 1266 nt
Organism: Malania oleifera
Lineage: Eukaryota; Viridiplantae; Streptophyta; Magnoliopsida; Santalales; Ximeniaceae
Exons: 1
Coding region: 286-696 (136 amino acids)
Source: RefSeq, a predicted model, not a curated record